Molecule: messenger RNA, 147 nt
Organism: Nezara viridula (southern green stink bug)
Lineage: Eukaryota; Metazoa; Arthropoda; Insecta; Hemiptera; Pentatomidae
Source: the annotation of a GenBank genome assembly
AUGCGAGUAAAUAAAACGCGUCAUUAUGUCCGAUUGUUACUGCAAUUUUGUAAAUAUAUAUAUAUAUAUUUAUAUCUAAACAAAAUUUAUAUAUUCUAUAUUAGAUAUAGUUUAAGGACUAAUUCUGAGUAUCAUUCAGAUUCGUAG